UCUUGACCGCACGAUGACGAUUCGCAAACAUUUCCGACUAGUAAAAGGUGGCGGUUCGCAUAUAAACCGUUCGCCGGACUAAUCGCGACCGGUUUUCUUCGAUGGCGUUCUCUUCGAUUACCAUGAAAUGCCCCCCUGUUCUUCACCUGCGAGCCCUUCCUAAAAGCUCUGCACCUCAAAGUUCAAUUUCCUUUCGAUAUUCACCUACGAAAUUCAGCCGGAGAAAAACCUUAUCGAUUCGAUCGGUUUCAGUCCCAGCUGCGCCAGCAUCCGAGGGUAUAGCACCGGCUAUCUCAUUAACCGAUAAUGCAUUGAAACACUUGAAUAAAAUGAGAUCUGAACGUAAUGAAGAUUUGUGCUUGAGAAUUGGUGUCAGACAGGGUGGAUGCUCUGGUAUGUCCUACACGAUGGAGUUUGAGAACAGGGAAAAUGCUAGACCUGAUGACUCAAUUAUAGAAUAUAAUGAGUUUGUGAUUGUAUGUGAUCCCAAGAGCCUACUUUUCUUGUUUGGAAUGCAAUUGGACUACAGCGACGCACUUAUUGGUGGGGGCUUCUCCUUCAAGAACCCAAACGCUACACAAACUUGUGGCUGUGGAAAAUCAUUUGCUGCAGAAAUGUAGGAUCAUCAUUUGUAUAUAUAUAUAUAUAUGAAUGAUUCAACACAAAGUUGAUAGUUUCAUAUUAAAGAAAACUUAGAACGUUGUAUAAACUCUUAGUUUGGUAGGCCAUCGAUCCUAAUAACAUACCUUCUAUUACAAGUCU
Messenger RNA from Cucurbita maxima (winter squash), 762 nucleotides. RefSeq names its product iron-sulfur assembly protein IscA, chloroplastic-like. Gene Ontology annotation, cellular component: chloroplast stroma. The coding region runs from base 102 to 620 and encodes 172 amino acids. Gene Ontology annotation, molecular function: protein-macromolecule adaptor activity; iron-sulfur cluster binding. The record is from RefSeq and is a predicted model, not a curated record. Lineage: Eukaryota; Viridiplantae; Streptophyta; Magnoliopsida; Cucurbitales; Cucurbitaceae. The transcript has 3 exons. Gene Ontology annotation, biological process: iron-sulfur cluster assembly.